This is a messenger RNA of Cyprinus carpio (common carp), 3359 nucleotides long. RefSeq names its product tyrosine-protein kinase RYK-like. Gene Ontology annotation, cellular component: signaling receptor complex. NCBI's taxonomy places the organism in Eukaryota, Metazoa, Chordata, Actinopteri, Cypriniformes, Cyprinidae. Gene Ontology annotation, molecular function: protein kinase activity; ATP binding. The record is from RefSeq and is a predicted model, not a curated record. Gene Ontology annotation, biological process: cell surface receptor protein tyrosine kinase signaling pathway; axonogenesis; protein phosphorylation.
GCACUAGUUGUAAUGCCUCCCCCAGCCGCCCCCUGUCUUCAAUGAAAACUGAGAUUGCCGGGGGGUGGAAAAGACCAUGAAAGGACAGAGCUGGACAGAGACACUUUUAAUGGCUGUUUGUUUGGGGAAACGUUAGUAUUGGUGGCUUGUCCCACGACUUUUUAUUUUAAGAAAAAGAAGCUAAGGACUUUCUCACAGGAGAGAUACAGCGCUUUAACUUUAACAACGUCCAACUGGUCUCGCUCGCGCCCGUGCGCUCACUGAGAUUGAGCGCGAGCUAACAGGAGUUAGCUGGACGGCUAUCUGCGGCGGGUGAGGGGGACAAUACGGAGAGGAAAGAGGGGUCGACAGAGAGCGUCGUCAUCAAAUGUAGUAGCAUGUCGCCCUCGGGAAGAAGUAACUCAAGCUUUGGAUGAGUUUCCGUGGCGCAGUUCGAUCGCAGAGACUCUCUGACGCGACGUUGUGUUGUGAUGUUUCUGCCAGCGCGGGGCUCCGGCGGAGGCGCGGCGUCGGCGUGUCCCAGAGUUGGCCGGAUACGGUACUGUGGAGACUGGGGGGUUUCUUUCUCCUCCUGCUUCUCGAAGGGGCCCGAUGCCUCGCCAACCCGAGCAACGCGCCGGGCAUAAACAAUAACAAUAGGCCGAAUGUGAACGUCUUCAUGAGCGAGGAAGAGGUCAAGAAACUGUUGGGUCUCGAUGCUGAGUUGUACUAUGUGAGGGAUGAUGUGGUAAAUCAUUAUGCCCUUUCCUUCAUCCUGCCUGUCCCCAGUGACACUAACAGCCUACAUUUCACGUGGCACUCCAGCAGCAAGGUGGAUUACAGGUUAGGGUUUCAAGUGGAAAACACUUCAGCCAUGGAUCAACCUCAGAGCAACAUCUCUGCUCAGGGGGAGGUCCCGCGCACUCGUUCAGUGUUCAGAGUGGAUAUUUUCUGCUCUGGAAAGGCUGAUGGAGAGGCUGUGCUAACAGUGCAGUUGAACCUGACUACACCCGUCAACAACUUCACAGUGCUUAACUUCAAACGCAGGAAAAUGUGUUACAGAAGAAUUGAGCAGCUGGAGCCCCCCAAAACUCUGCCAUUCCCAAACACAACCAUACAGAGAAUAGAUCCGAGCAGUUCAAAUGCUCCCACCACAUCCACACGAGUUUUCUACAUCAGCGUGUGUGUGUGCUGCAUCGUCAUCUUCCUGGUAGCCAUCAUCCUCGCUGUGUUACACCUCCACAGCAUGAAGAGAGUGGAAAUGGAUGACAGGUGCGUCGUCAGCGACAGUGGAAGCUCUCAGGGUCUGUCUCAGCCUUCCACCCAGACCACCCAGUACCUGAGGGCGGACACCCCCAACAACGCUACACCUGUCACCAAUGCUCAUACUGGCUCUGCACCCAUGCUCCAGCUUGCAGGCGCCUCCUUCCCUCACCCUGGUGCCCCCUCACACGAAACCAAAAGUUACCCCUCGCUGCGGAUAGAGAAGAAUGACUUGAGAAGCGUCUCUCUCCUUGAGGCCAAGGCAAAGGUCAAAGACAUCGCCAUCUCCAGAGAGAGAGUCACACUACGAGACGUCUUACAUGAAGGGACCUUUGGCCGCAUUUUUCAUGGAGUCUUGCUUGACGAGAAGGACCCAAGCAAAGAGAAACAAGUCUUUGUGAAAGCAGUGAAAGAUCACGCCUCCGAGGUACAGGUGACCAUGAUGCUUACAGAAAGCUGUAAACUACGGGGCCUUCACCACAGGAACCUGUUACCAAUCAGCCAUGUGUGUAUAGAAGAUGGUGAGAAGCCCAUGGUCCUGUUGCCCUAUAUGAACUGGGGAAAUCUUAAGCUUUUCCUGCGUCAAUGUAAGCUUGCUGAGGCCAACAACCCACAGGCCAUCUCUCAACAAGACCUGGUCCACAUGGCAAUACAGAUUUCAUGUGGGAUGAGCUAUCUGGCACGGAGAGAGGUUAUUCACAAAGACCUUGCUGCCAGAAACUGUGUAAUUGAUAACAGUAUGCAAGUGAAGAUCACAGACAAUGCACUGGCCCGUGAUCUCUUCCCCAUGGACUACCACUGCCUCGGAGACAAUGAGAACCGACCUGUUCGCUGGAUGGCUUUGGAGAGUUUGCUUAACAAUGACUUCUCUAGUGCCAGUGAUGUGUGGGCUUUCGGGGUUUCUCUGUGGGAGCUGAUGACCUUGGGACAGACUCCUUAUGUUGACAUUGACCCCUUCGAGAUGGCUGCUUAUCUGAAAGAUGGCUACAGAAUAGCACAGCCCAUUAACUGCCCCGAUGAACUAUUUGCAGUAAUGGCAUGUUGCUGGGCCUUGGAUCUGGAGGAGAGACCAAAAUUCCAACAGCUCGUCCAGUGCCUCACUGAGUUCCACGCAGCUUUAGGGGCCUACGUCUAAACUUGCUCAAACCGGCCGAGUUGUUGAACAGCACUAUUCCAGAGAGUGAAAGUUAAUGCAGUGCCUUACUUUAUAAAAAAAAAAAACACUAGCCAUUUUGUAAAGUGCUUUUGUUUCAUGCAGUAUGAAAUCUGGCUUUGUUUGGAAGAUGUAGAUGUUGGAGGUCUUUCUAUCUUUUGUAUAUAACAGCUGCGUGAAUAUCAAGGACUAUUUCUGAUUCUCAAGAAUAUCAUCCUCACUUGUUUGGAAUGCUGGUAUAAGAGUGUCCACAGGAAGCUGCUGAUCUCUUUGCGUCACAAAGAAGCUUUUUUUUUCUUUUCAUAAUAGAAACGACAAGAAACUGGGAAAUUUCCCUUUGGACAUUUUAAAUAUUGCGCAGAGUAAUCUGUACAUAUAUUUUCAAAGACUUCAGUGAGAAGAGCUUCGUCUCAUUAGGUCUCACUACAUUAAGCCUUGCAUUUAUUUGAUUUAAAAAGACAGUUUGGUGAGAAAACAGGUCUCCAAUGCUCAUCCUCAUCCUGGGUACAGGCAAUUGUUUUUUUUUUUUUUUUUUUUUUUUUUUUUGGGACUAAAGACGGUGGAGCCCUACAGCUGACUAUAAGCUUUACCUCCUUAAUUUCUGAGGUGGUCAUGGAGGUCUGAAGCAGCAUGUUGGGAUCCUGCAAGUCAGUCUGGACUUUGGUACAAGGUUUUUUUCAGAUUCCUAAAGUUUUUGAUGUUUGACUGUUCUGUGUCAGAACAAUGCCUUCCUUGUAUGUUUAAAUCUGUAUGAAUACAUGGACAACAAAAGAAACACGAGUCACUGUGAAUAUUUGAAGUGUACGGCUAGACACCAUUUUCAAAUCCUUUGUUUUCAAUCUAUAGGCUCUUCUUUCUAUCCUUGUGAUCACUGCAUGUUGACUUUUUUAAAGGGUUUUGUGUAAACUGAAUUCAUACCUAUCAAUUAAAUGAGGCCUCUAAAUAAAAUGGGAUCUCAGUUUUA